AUGACAAGUAAAUACACACUGAGUGAUAGUGAGAGUAGUGUUACAUUCAGUAACAGUGGUUCUACUCCAAGUGGAAGUUUUGGAUCAGAAACUGAUGAUGAACAUCAUGAAGAUUUGGCUAAGGUCCCUUUGCAGGCGCCGCCGAGACGGAAAAGUAAAAUUGCAGUUAUGAACCAAAAACUCGAUGCUGGAGUUGAUAUUGCGGAUAUACAGACUCCAAAUUCUACGAUCACCAGUGUCAACAGCAUCAGUAGCUUGCUUAAGGAAAAACUUCAGUUGUCUAUACCUCAGGCGCUACGCAGUAAUAAAAAAAGACAGAAUGAUGAUUACAGAUUAAGAGCAUUCGUAGGAUUUUUAUUUCUAUGCGUGAUAUUCUUGGUGGGCUUUGCACAUAUAUACUACACGCAAAAUGUUCUUCAACGAGCUUACUUUGAAAAAUUCAGGUUCAACAAAAACCAGCGAGUUCUGCACGUGUACAGCAGCACAGGCGCCGAAACAGUCUCCGGAAAAUUAGGCAACGGAAUUCCAGAAGACACUGGAGUGUUCCCAUGUCUCCCCAACGACCAAAAGUCCGACUCAGUUUGCUUAGAAUGGCUGCACUACUCCAGAUUGUACUUAUCCCACAGCAAGCGGGAGUCUAUGCACUGCUACCACCUGACCUGGCAGAGUUUGAACCCUCAGUUCAACCCUACAGACUGUUUUGACUGGUCGCUGCGCCGCGGCCAUUGGUACGGCGGCGGCCAGAUCCAGAACAUGGCUUAUCCACUUGAUUCAGGAAAGCUCGAGCUUUCUGCCUUCGUCACCGGGGACAUCAGAAGGAACCCGUUUGGAAACGUGCUUAAAAGGUACUUCUUGAACUCAAAAGGCGCGACGAUAAUCGUCGACCCGGAAUCGCCGCUUUACAUUUCAAUUAAUGCGAACCGGACCAAAGAAUUCUGCCUCCAGGCAAAGCACGACGCGUUUGCUUACAUUAACCAUCUUACCCCGCUGCCGCAGCUUAAUUAUACUAUUUGCGCGGCGGAUAAUAUCAAGAACCUUCACUCUUUAAUGGCUGAAAAGUCGCUCUGGGACGGACUCAAGCCAGAAGAGCUCCAGGCUGUUGAUGUCUUGCUCUCCGAACCGAUCUGGCAAAUUUCCCCGACUAACGAAGCCGCAAUUUAUAAUUACACUGAGGAUGUUAUCGCUCUUGGGUUUUUAAGGCAGGGCCAUGUUCUGCUGAGUGAAGAGUGGCAGAAAAGUCCGGGGGAUUUUGUGCUGGAUGAAGAUCGAUUUCCCUCCAUGGAGGAGACUAUCAAUAUCAUCCGGCGUCGUGGGUUCCAGGUAGUCUUCUCAAUUCAACCCUUCAUCUCAACAGAGUCUGUAAACUUCAAAGACGCGAUAGAAAACCGGCUCCUAAUAUCAGAACGCGGAAGCGACCCGCGAAUUCCAGCAUUAACGAGGUACCACAAGAGCAACAGCGCAGGAGUGCUGGACAUAACCAACAACAAGACGCUUCCCUGGUUACUAAAGAAACUAGAGGACCUGAAGACCAAGUACCACAUCCAUUCUUUCUACCUGGACCUAGGAACAGCGCACGACAUGCCUCACUACUACAAAUGCGACCAACCCUUAACAAACCCGGACCACUACAAAACGCUCUUUACAAAAGCGAUUGUAAGCUCAAUUCCAGUCCUGGGAGUCUCUGGAGCGAUUUCGCGGCCUAAAGCUCCAGUAUUUGUGAGUCUUCCACCCUUUCCGUCCAGCUGGAAGGCAAUUAAGACAGUAAUUCCCACAAUCUUAAGCUACGGGAUGAUCGGGUUCCCUUUUAUCAUGCCCGGAGCAGUCGGAGGAGAUGUAGCGCUCCCUAUGUCCGACAACAACCCGAAUAACGACAACGAAGUGAACCUUCCUGAUAAAGAAUUGUAUGUAAGGUGGCUCCAACUGUCCACUUUUCUUCCUGUGAUUAGAUUUACCCACUUACCUAGCAAGUAUGAUGAUGAGAGUGUCCUGGAGAUGGCCAAGUCCUUGACCACGCUCAGGCAGAAGACGGUGACCCCGUUGUUGAAGAAAUACGCCAAUGAAACUCUCAGUUCUGGGUUGCCCAUCAUCAGACCGCUCUGGAUGCUUGAUCCCAUGGACUCUGCUUGCCAUGUUGUCGUUGAUGAGUUCUCUGUGGGGGAAGAGCUUAUUGUAGCACCGAUUUUGUACUCUGGGAGCAGGCAGAGGGAAGUUUAUCUUCCUUCUGGGGUCUGGAGGGACGGCAUUGAUGGUAGCUUGAGGAAAGGAUCCAGGUGGAUCCAUAAUUAUCGCGUUGCUGAAGAUAAAAUUGCGUACUUUAAGCAAAUUAUUGAUCUAAACUUACCACGCCCGCGAUUGCAUCCCCUGCGGCAUGAACCCCCUAGUCCAGACAUUGCGCAUCAACCCCCUCUCAGCUCGCUCCAAGUUCUCAGUGUCAGAGCCGAGGUUUUAGAGAUUCACAAUGCCAAUAACGUUAUGGUAUUUCCAGCUGCCUUCAUGCACGUCAGAGAGAAUAUCCAGGAACUCGGGAAAGUCGCCGAAGACACGGAUUUGUUGUUUCUUAAAGGAUUGUUGGAUAGUCCUAUUGUUAAUUCACUUGUUAGGUUACAAGAAAGACUAGAAGAACCUCCAAAGCGAAUCGAGCCUAUUUGUCCGAACAUAAGUGAAGAAGCUGAAGAAAUAUCUUACAUUUUUGAAACUUCUUUGGACUACGAAGCGCGAGAAUUGUCGCGUAUUUUGAAGAAACCUCACGUGAAAGCUCUUUUGGAGACGCAUGACAAAGUUGUAAUUGCUCGAAAAACUCCAGUUGUACCUGUUUCUUCAGAGAUUAUAAAAAUGCCGAGCUACGAUAGAGGAAAUCUAAUAAUCGCCCGAAUUUUGGGAGGCAGUACAGUAUCAAGACAAGGAUUACUUAAUCCUGGCGAUGUUAUCAUGGAGGUCAACAAUAGACCAGUGCACUCUGCUGAUGAGUUACAGCAAGCUAUCCAGGCUGCUAAGGAAAAUUUAUCCUUAAAAGUGCAUCCUGGAAUUUCAAGCGACGUUAAUAACAAGCCUAUGAAGUCAACUUGCUACAUGCGAGCACUUUUCGACUACGACCCAUCAGAAGACACUCUGCUACCCUGUCGUGAAAUAGGACUUCCAUUUUCGCGCGGCGACAUUUUGCAAAUAGUGGACCAGGCUGACCCGAACUGGUGGCAAGCUCGCCGGGUAGAAGGUGAAGGCCUCGGCAAUCCAGGACUGAUUCCCUCCUUGGAGCUCGAGGAACGCCGCAAAGCCUUCGUUCCUCCAGAAGCGGACUUUGUCCACAAGAUCGGGAUCUGCGGCACCAGAGUUUCUCGCAAGAAGAAGCGCAAAAUGUACGAGUCCAAGUCCAAUGGCGAGUUUGACAGUGCUGAGCUUUUGCUUUAUGAAGAGGUCGCCAGGAUGCCUCCUUUCCGCCGCAAGACUCUGGCACUUGUUGGGCCUAGAGGUGUCGGCAGAAGGACUCUUAAAAAUAGGUUGAUUAACAGCGAUCCUGAGAAAUUUGGGACUAUUGUUCCUUAUACUUCUCGACCUCCGAGAGUCUUGGAAGAAAACGGCAAGAGCUACUGGUUCACGGACCGCGACUCAAUGGAAAACGACAUCAAGCAGCACCGCUACCUAGAGUUUGGCGAGUACGGUAGCCAUCUUUACGGCACAAAGCUGGAUUCUGUGCGUGAGUUGAUCCGUGCUGGAAAAAUGUGUGUGCUAGAUUGCAGUCCAGGUGCUCUAAAAACUCUCCACAACAGCACGGAGUUCAUGCCCUACGUUAUUUUCAUCGCUGCUCCAGGAAUGGAGCAGCUGAAGACACUCUACGACCAUGGAAGAUCCACAGGUGCUAGCAGUCGGAAUUUGACCGAAGAUGACCUUAGAUCGACGCUAGAGGAAUCAGCGGCCUUACAACGAGCCUAUGAAAAGUACAUCGACCUCGUAAUUGUAAACGAAGAUUUCGACAAUACUUUCCGACAGGUGGUCGCUGCUCUUGACGCACUGGCUACUGAGCAUCAAUGGGUACCUGUCAAUUGGAUUUAUUAA
Cotesia congregata is the source of this 4050-nucleotide messenger RNA. Lineage: Eukaryota; Metazoa; Arthropoda; Insecta; Hymenoptera; Braconidae. The record is from the annotation of a GenBank genome assembly.